This is a messenger RNA of Benincasa hispida (wax gourd), 1637 nucleotides long. It is a transcript of the gene TBL12, whose product is annotated as trichome birefringence-like protein (DUF828). The record is from RefSeq and is a predicted model, not a curated record. Gene Ontology annotation, cellular component: Golgi apparatus. NCBI's taxonomy places the organism in Eukaryota, Viridiplantae, Streptophyta, Magnoliopsida, Cucurbitales, Cucurbitaceae. Gene Ontology annotation, molecular function: O-acetyltransferase activity.
GAACAAUCAAAGUUUUUUUUUUUUUUUUUUUCUCAAAAAAAAAAAAAAAAAAAAAUGGAGGUUCUGUAUAGAAACUCUUUACUAACUCGCCGGAUCAACCACUGAUUCAGUUUUCUUUCUCCUUCAAUCCACCGCCAUAAAUGAAGCUCUGCAAUGCAUCGUAAACUCAUCCGACCCCUCUUCCAAUGGAUGAUCCUUCUUCCCCUCUUGAUCCUCUUUCUCUACUCCUUAACCGUGUCUCUUCACGCACCCACUUCACCAUCUCCGCAAAUAAAAAAGAUUUCUGCAUCGCCCACAUGCAAUCUCUUCAAGGGCCAGUGGAUUCGAGACCCCAAUCGCCGACCCAUUUAUGAUGAGACUUGCCCAUUUCAUAGAAACGCCUGGAAUUGCUUGAGGAACCAAAGAGAGAAUAUGGGUAUAAUCAAUUCGUGGAAAUGGGUGCCUCAAACCUGCGACUUGCCCCGGAUUGAUCCUUUCAGAUUUCUGGAUCUAAUGAAAAACAGGAAUAUUGGGUUUGUUGGUGAUUCUUUGAAUGAGAAUUUCUUGACUUCGUUUUUGUGUAGUCUUAGAGUGGCUGAUUUGGGUGUAAAGAAGUGGAAGAGGAAAGGGGCUUGGAAGGGUGCUUAUUUUCCAAAGUUCAAUGUGACGGUUGCUUAUCAUCGUGCAGUGUUGCUCGCCAAAUACAAGUGGCAGCCAAAAUAUUCUGCUUCUGAUGACCAAAGUCAAUCAGAAGGAGUAUACAGAGUGGAUGUUGAUAUUCCUGCAGAUGAUUGGGCAAACAUCACCAACUUCUACGAUGUUCUUGUGUUUAACACUGGCCAUUGGUGGGGUUAUGAUAAGUUCCCAAAAGAGAAACCUCUAGUUUUUUAUCGUGCUGGUCAACCGAUACUUCCAGCUCUCGAGAUGAUGGAUGGACUCAAACUUGUUCUUAAACUUAUGGUCUCCCGCAUACAAAAAGAAAUUCCUGGCAAGACACUUAAGUUUUGGCGUCUACAAUCCCCUAGACAUUUUUAUGGUGGUGAAUGGAAUCAAAAUGGCAGCUGCUUAUUCAAUGAACCCCUUGAAGAAUCUCAGCUAGACAUUUGGUUUGAUCCAAGCAACAAUGGGGUGAAUAGAGAAGCAAGAACAAUAAAUCGCCUCAUCAACGAGGCAAUACGUGACUCGGAUAUUGAGGUUCUUGAUCUCACUCACUUGAGUGAGUUCAGAGCAGAUGCUCAUCCAGCCAUUUGGUUGGGAAGAAAAGAUGCAGUAGCUGUUUGGGGACAGGACUGCAUGCAUUGGUGCUUACCAGGAGUUCCAGAUACAUGGGUUGAUAUUUUGUCCGAACUCAUCAGUCAUCACUUAAAGACGAGAUAAUUGACGAUAAGAAUAAGAAUAUGUUCGAGUUCGAGUUCGAGAUGUUUGCAGAUUUCCCAUGAAGAUCCUCCGAACGAUAUACUCAUUCAAAUUGAAGUUCUGGUUCUUGAACAUUAAGACAUUGACAAGAUAAAAGACAAGCAUAGCUUAGUAUAAACCAAGGGCAGUUUUGUGAGAGCCAUUCUAAUGGAACAGCACUGUACUGCUUUCUGUAGGGAAGUAAUCUGAUAAUGAUGAUUUUUCUAGAAAAAGUACAAUGAAAAGUUGAGUUUCUUUUCUUC